AAGAAGAAAAGCAUGAAGAGCAAGGAUUUUUUGAUGAACCUGAAAUCGAGGAAACAAAUCUUCAGUGCCCUCGUACCCAAGCUCAUUGUGAAAGUAGACUUAUUAAAUCAGAAGAAAUAGUAACUCAACAAACCACACUAUUAGAUAAUAUAAAAUUGCAACUUGUUCAAGAAUUGCCUAUUCACGAAGAAGGAUUUCUAGAUUUAGAUGUAGAAACCGCAAAGAAUAUGUUUAAAGUAGAUGGAGCCAAAUAUACUUUCUCAACCUGGUUUACAGAAGCUAAAGAGAUAGAUUUGGCCA
Messenger RNA from Racocetra persica, 300 nucleotides. The record is from the annotation of a GenBank genome assembly. Lineage: Eukaryota; Fungi; Glomeromycota; Glomeromycetes; Diversisporales; Gigasporaceae.